CUUUUAUUCUCUCUCACACACAUUCACAGAUAAAGUUUAGGCAUCGAAUAGUUGGUUCCUGGGCUGUAAACCUCCCAACUUCCUGAUCCAUGCUCCUAAGGACAGAUCUAGGAUCAGCUCACCCUCGUCAAAUCCAAACCAGGACCUUAAUAAUCCACAAAGGGUGGAUGAAACUGACCUGAGACCAGCAUUUAAACCCCACGUAUUCCUGCCCAGACACUGCUCUCCAUCCAGAGUUCCUCCUGUGCUCCAGCUGUCCAUCCGUCUAUCCACACACCAGCCAACCAGCCAUGGGUCUGAUGAGUGAAGACAUGAAUUGUUGCGUCUGCUUCCAACCCUAUUCUCGCAGGGAGAAAAUCCCCCGGGUGCUCCACUGCGAACACACCUUCUGUGGGCUGUGCUUGGAGACAAUCUCCAGGCUCCAGAGUGGCCUCCUGACCGCGUGCUGCCCUCUGUGUCGCUGGAUCACCUGUAGCCAGGUCAGCCUACCCUUUGCUGGUUCUCUGGUUGUCAACACUGAGAUCUGGGACCAGAUAGCAGACAGACAGGAGGAAGAGGAGGAGAUGGAGGCGUGGAUAGGAGAUAACAGACAGACACAGACCUCCACACAGUACAAAUGCUCUUCAUUGGGGCAUUCUGGUGUGAGGAUCAAGCUACAGAGUUUCUGGAGGAGAAUGAGGCACAAUGGUCAAAGAGCACUAAAAGAAGGGAAGAAAUUAAGGUCUUGGUUGUGUUUUGAUAGAUGAUGUCACCGUAGUAGUCUAGGACAGGAAGCAGCAGUUGGGAUACCAAGGUCUUUCUUUUUUAGUAUUUAUUUUUUAUAUUUUAUACAAUAUACUGUCUACAAUCUUUAUAAUUAAAACAAAUAUGUAACCUUUAUUUUAACAUGUAGUUAUUUUGAGACCUAGUUUCUCUUUUUCAAAUGAACCCUGUAAUAUGAUUGUCCCUUUA
Messenger RNA from Oncorhynchus tshawytscha (Chinook salmon), 951 nucleotides. RefSeq names its product RING finger protein 227-like. Bases 291 to 746 code for a protein of 151 amino acids. The record is from RefSeq and is a predicted model, not a curated record. Gene Ontology annotation, molecular function: ubiquitin protein ligase activity. Gene Ontology annotation, biological process: protein ubiquitination. NCBI's taxonomy places the organism in Eukaryota, Metazoa, Chordata, Actinopteri, Salmoniformes, Salmonidae. The transcript has 3 exons.